AACCUAGUAUAUGGCUAGACAGCAUAUGGUCAAUGUGUGAAAUUGAUGACGUAGAUGAAAACUGUUGGGAAGCGGCUGUAAACAACUGGCAUCAUUGCGUCAUAUUUGCAUUCAGCCGAGUAUCAGCUGGUUUCAGGUUUAUCUGUUUGCCUCUCUCCUUCUCUCGGUGCUCAUAUACACAGUAUUUUAUUACAGCUCAAUUCCCAAUACAGAUGUUCUCAUUUACAACCUGUUCAUGUUGUCAAACAAUGGAACAAGUUUGAAAUAGUCACCGAAAUGUGGCAAAUUAAGAGUACAUGAUAACCAUUUCCAAGCUGCAGCUCUGAGCUGCUCCUGCUACUGUGAUGAAAGUAGUUUAUUUGCCUUAAUAGGGGCAAAGCUCAGGGAACUGGAAGUGAUACUCCGCUUCCCUGUAGCUCCCGAGCAGCCGGGAAACCAGAGUGGACGGGUGACUGCCUGUGACCAGAGGUGAACCUGUUUGCGCCAAAUGAUUUUGAAAGAGAAACGGUCAAUGGGGAAACACCAACUCAGUCAGGUGGCUGACCAAUGGUGGAAAUAUGAUCAGUCAGUCAGGGACUGGCACCGCUGUUGUGGACAUAUCAAUGCCAGUUACUUUACCUGCCAGUGUUGCUUAUACUAAAAAUGUUAAUAGUAAAGUUAAAAAAGUAGUGAAAGUGAAAGUAACAUUAGCUAAUUCUGGGCAUCACAUUUUUAAUACUGAUAUGAAACUUUGACCACACAAAAAAAACAAAUGUUUCGAUCAAAUAAAAAAAAAUGCCAGCAGCAUUAGCUGGUGAUUUGGACAUGUCAAGUAAAACAUACAUUUACAAUUAUAAUUAUAACUCUUAAAUUACUUAAGCUAAUAAGAUUGACCAUGAAACAUAAUUUUCCUACUAGAAUAAAAUGUUUCAAUGACUUUAGCUACUGAGUUUUCGCCUUCAACAACCUAACGUCAAGGGAAAAGUUCAAGCACCAUUCGCUGCUAUUUGUGCCCAUCACAAAUUCAAUAUUGAUUUGAAAUAAAACAUUUAUGGUACUUUCCAGCAUUUUUUCCACUAAGAAAAAGGCGGUACGGCAAAAAGAAAACAAUAACAUAAUGAUUCUAAAGUGAAUGCGACAUGAUGAAACCCGUCACUAACCUUUGUCCCCUCUCUUAACUUCUGGAGUCCAUGGUGAAUAUGAAGGAACAAAAUGCUCAGCUUAACCGAUAUAACACAGGAGCCCAUGUGCUGGAAGCACAAACUUCGGCAGAGCUGGAAGAACUACAACAACCAGCGGCUUCCGGCUGUGCGCAGACUCGGUAGCAGCCUGAAGAUGGCGUCUGUCAGGAGGCAGCCGUCUGUGUUGACAGUUUUAAUUCAAAUUGUUUUCUGUUGUGUCGUCUACUCUUCUGUCAGAGAGGAAACCCCGGCUGAGACGGUGCGUGUCGGUUAACUUUUUCCAGACUUCCAGCAGCUUCAUCCUGAGGCAGCGGGAAAACAUUUUGAAAACUGGGCGGUGACAGAAUCCUUACUGAUGCACAGCGAGAGGGAAACUGCACUUAGUGCUGGAUGACAUGACACCAGAUUAUGAAGAGAAUUUAGUCUAUUGGAAGCUGCUACACAAUCAACACACUUAAAGUUUGUUUAGGUUGCUAAGGUGAGAGAGCUCUGAAGGUCCUGCCAACUCUACAUCCCCCAUCCAUCUACAAGAGAGGAGGAAAAGCCUUCAGACCCACCACUGAGGAGUCCCACAGGUCAUUUAUUGACAUGCAGCCUGUGGAGACCAACAUGGUUGAGUGUUUACAAAACCUUCUUGCACAUUUUGUGCCCUGGAGAUGAGAUGAGGAUGUGCCAGCCCUUCACGAUGUUUGACAUCAAUUACACCAGGCAGCACCUCCCCACCUGGAACUUUCUCUGGCAUGCGGUAUUUUCACAUGAAUCGGAAUAAACUCUCCAAGAGCCAUUACAGCUCAGAACAUUUUAUUUUCCAUGUCCUCCUCUCUCACAUGACUCGUGGUUUUGGCGUAAUUCUGUUUCGCUUGCAGUCGAGGAGGUUUGAUUUCAAUUAUAAUGUCAUUACCAUUAUUCACUGGUCACAAUGUUUACAUAAGCCAUGCUGCUGUCGCCACUGGGUAAGCACAUUUUAUCGCUUGUUCAACUUUUUGACAUGUAUAUACCGGCUAUCACAAACGGUUUUGUUUGUCAAAGGAGAAAAAAAAAAAAUUCCUGACACUCCUACUGGUGCCCAAGUCCUCCAAUAAGUUGUUUAAUAAUCCUGUGACUAAACACAUAUAAUAUAGUAUUUCUACCUGCUUUAGUACCUCUGGAAAACAGAUGAACAUUUGCUCAAGGUCUAUCCAGAUCUGGCCUUGGUCCAUGUAUUUAAUGUAACACUCUUUUUUAUUGCUCCGCAUCCAGAGCGUUUUUAUAAGCGUGGCAACUGUCAGUCUCUGUGGUCACGAUUACCCAUAUGUCUAUUAUAGCAAAGUUAAAGCUGCAUUAUUCCUCGCUUAAGCCAUUACGCAAAAGUUCUGUGUCUGUAAAGUCGUCUAAAAUGCGUUUAACGCCCCUCAUGCUUCAUAAAUCACGCUGUCCCUCUCCACUGUAGUGGGGGAAUAGCUUCGGUUAACUGUUUCCUUCCUCUUUGAAACAAUGAACAAAUAUAAACACCAUUAAGCCAUAGUGCAGGGGAUGAUUUGUAUAGAAUUGGUUUACUUGAACUUUAUUGCAUCGCUGAGUGCCCCAUUAAGAUACCAUGGAAAGUGCCGUAAUUGCUUUUGAAGAACUCAGUGCAAAUAGUCUAUAGAUACACACUAUCAAGGUAAAAGCCCCGUCGUCCUGUACAGUUACCUGGAGAAUUGGAAAAUUACACCCGUAUUAUAGCAGAGGCUCAAAAUCUUGCAUAAAGGCGCAGGUGAGCUCGCGGGCCUUUGGGGACACGCUCCGUGCGCGCGCCGGUUAAUUGAGUUUUGUUGCUCUCUCCAACCUAAUUGGGUUUUACCGCGAGAGCUGCUGUUUAAUGGGGCGAACACACACCAGCUAAAGGCUAAUGGCCAGCAAACAUGGCGAGAGUGCAGCGGCUCAAGCGAGCCGCGUGUUUGCCAUCGUCAAGGGCCCACGGUGCAGGGAGUGUGGGACCACACAGGCUAAAUGGUGUUAAAUGAUGCAUUUACAGACGUGUAAUGGGUACAUUUUAAAAGUCAGAAAGGUGUAGACAAACCGGGGGGUGUGGGGGUGGAGAUGAGCUGUGGUGUUUGAGCUUUUCACCCGAGUUUCCAAGACAACUGUCUCUCCAUCCAGGUCUCUUAUCUCGCAGGUCAACCAAUGUUUGCGCCCAUCCGUAUCGAUUUAUCAGCCGCAGUGUGCAGACAAGAGAUCUAUCCAUAUAAAUUGUCGAUGGCUACAUUGUUUGAGGACAAUCGUACAUAUCCUGCACUACAAAUGCGUUUCUGUCGUGCGAUCUAGACUAAGAAGGACCUCUAUUCAAUUUUUUUUUUUUUGUGUGUGUGGAGGCAGGGUCCCACAGAUUCUGUUGCUCCUGUGCGCAAACACAGGUGAAUGCCAGGUACCUAAACGUUGCGGUAUUUACAGAGGGACAUUGAUUUACGCGCUGGCAGCCGUUCUGUUCAAUUUACUGAAAACAAUCUCACAAGCCGCAGAAUAUCCUGGAAACUGAGGGGCUAUAGGUCUGCUGUUCUUAGCAAACAGUGAAACCAAUGGCUUGUGCGCUGCGGAGUCACAUGGUGACAGAGUGACACACCUGUGUGGAGCAGUGAGGGCCUCGCAGUUGCGCCAGAGGCAGGUAGAGCAGAAGGUCCACGCCGAGGCAGGGCGCAGGUUCGGUACAUGUGUGUGCCUCGGGUCCUCGGCAGCCAUGAAUCGGGAAGAUCAUUACUACCCCUCGCAGGUUUUUAAAGACUCCUGUGCCUAUCAGAGAUCACAGGGUGAGGACUACAGCCACAGCCCGCCGCCCUGCCUGUACAUGAACAGGCAGGUUCACUCCGUCUACACACCGCCGUCCAUGGGAGCCCUGGAGCAGGCCAGCCUUCCUGACAUUGCCCCCUCUUACAGUCUACCCAGCUUGCGAGAGGAUCCAGGUGUCCCUCAGCUGCACCACUCGCAGGGGCUCCAGCAGCAGGCUCUCCAGCCAGCCGCAGGUUAUGGAGACACGGGGGAGCAGAGCAGAUAUCACCUCCCUUUCCCCUGGAUGAAAACCACAAAAUCCCACUCACACACCUGGAAAGGACAGUGGGCAGGGCCGUACGUGAUGGCGGAGACUGAGGAGAACAAGCGCACGAGGACUGCCUACACGCGCGCCCAGCUGCUGGAGCUCGAGAAGGAGUUCCUGUUCAACCGCUACAUAUCCAGGCCGCGCCGCGUGGAGCUGGCGCUGACGCUGAGCCUCACCGAGCGCCACAUCAAGAUCUGGUUCCAGAACCGGCGCAUGAAGUGGAAAAAGGAGGAGGACCGGCGGAGGGCGAGGGGGGGCGACCCGGACCAGGACUCCUCCAUCACCUCCGCAGACCAGGGGGAGGCAGCGGGAGGGGUCUCCUCCACAAACGGACCUCACACCACUACACCGCCUGUUUCCCCGCUGCACGGUCACUCUCUCUCCGCGCCUGGGUCCAGAGAGCCUGCAUAGGCCCACAGAAGGUACUUAUCCUUUAGAUUACGAUCUAGAUAUUGCAGGAAACUUGUUUUUCCCAGAAACUAUGGAAACCAAUAGAAAUAUGCUACAAGGCCUAUAUUUCAAAGAAGCACCAUUUCAGAGGAUUUAUAUUUUUUAGAAAGCCCGUUCGGCUCAUUAUAGGCUGCUAACAGUGGACAGAGUGAAACAGCCUCUCCUAAAGUUAGGCUGAGAGAUAGCAUUAUUUAAGGACCACCGUGAUCUUUGGAUAUCAGUGUGUCAUUUUUGGACUUAAGGGACUUUUGGGCACCAGAUGGCAUGCAGAGACCAAAUCACGGAGGAGAGACCCCCCACCACCCCACCCACUUUAGAGGCAGCAACAUGGAUUCAGUUGCACAAACUGCUGCAUGGCCCUUCUCACCUCAGAAUUGUGAGAAGGCCUGUCAGGAAUAUGUAUUGGAA
This is a messenger RNA of Seriola aureovittata, 5070 nucleotides long. RefSeq names its product pancreatic and duodenal homeobox 1 (gene pdx1). Gene Ontology annotation, molecular function: DNA-binding transcription factor activity, RNA polymerase II-specific; RNA polymerase II cis-regulatory region sequence-specific DNA binding. Bases 3856 to 4623 code for a protein of 255 amino acids. Gene Ontology annotation, cellular component: nucleus. The transcript has 7 exons. The record is from RefSeq and is a predicted model, not a curated record. Gene Ontology annotation, biological process: type B pancreatic cell differentiation; regulation of transcription by RNA polymerase II. Lineage: Eukaryota; Metazoa; Chordata; Actinopteri; Carangiformes; Carangidae.